AUGAUGACACAGUCGGCUAAUAUUGGCCAUGGCACGGCGAGGCCCUACAUCGGAAAGUCAAGACAAUUCAAGCGGUCUAGAACCGGCUGUCUUAACUGCCGACAUCGAAAGAAGAAGUGCAGCGAGGAGAAACCACAAUGCCGCGGCUGCAGUCGGAAUAAUCUCCACUGCGCUUGGCCACAAGACAUGAACGAGAAAGCUAUCACGGCUCCGCCUCCGCCUCUGCCCAAGGAUCCCAUAGCCAGCACAGAUGAGGGGCCGUCACCCGGUACAGAUGGUCCGUCGCCACCAUCAUCUGAAGUUGCCCACACAACUAGCAUUUGGAAUGAGCCCUCUGGUUCUUUCUUGGAUUCGAGGCGAUCAUGUACUCUCAAAAGAGAAUCUCUUCUUCUCUUACAGCAUUACAUCACAACCACGGCUUCCAUGCUUCCCAUGCCCCUCAAGGGGAACCCGUUUCUCUCGGAAAUCAUUCCCAUCGCUUCAGUGGAUGACAUGGUAAUGCACGGUGUGUUGGUCAUUAGUGGAGCACAUAUGAACUUUGGGAACAUGUCCUCCGGGCCUAUUGGUGAGGCAACCCUAGGUCAUUACAGCAUGUUAAUUCAUCAACUCGUCAUCGAGGUCUCGGACCAUAAAGGUUCCUGUGUGAACAAGCUAGCCCGGUUGCUGCUUGUCUUGGUGAUGUUGUGUCACUUCGAGGUUGGUGUUGGAUUAUCACCCUCGCCAUGCACUGAACUGAUUGCUGAUUCUGGAGAAACAGACGGAGCAAUGUUUCGCCAUCUUGGUGCGAGCCGAGAGAUAAUUGCUGAGAUAGAAAGCCGCCAGCCGACAGAACCCUUGGGAUCUGAUUCAGAGACUCUUUAUGGUCUUGGCCUCGAGCUAUACGCCUAUCUCACCUUCGUGAACUGCCUCACUCCGUACGGCCUGCUUCAAGAGCGCCAGUUCUCCCUUGACUCUUUUAUCACCUCCCCCAGCAGCCUGGCUAGCUACAGCACGUUUGGGAUCAUGUUCGCUGGCCUCCAUGAUCUCUUUUCGCUGAUACCGCAGAUAUCACUGCUAUUUCGUGAUCGGCUGAUCGAGCAACAGUCCGGAAUCAUCGAACCCUCAAUUGCUUGCGUUGAGUUACACACUCAACUGGAGCGAUGCCUCAAAGACUGGAAUCUCUCUCAAAAGGAUCUGGUUUCGCCAUUCCCAACCGAUGACUGCAAACGUGACCUGAACAAAGUUACCAAGAUCUUUCAGCUGGGUAUCGAGAUAUACCUGAUCGCAUCCAUGCAAGGGUCAUCCGUAGUAAAUCCAAAGAUUGUCUGCCAACUUCAGAGUUAUGUCGAUGACAUCCUAGACUUAGGACUCGAUUUACACUACUCUCAAUGGUCGGCAAUACUGCUGUGGCCUAUUGUCAUUUCUGGUUCUUGUUCUAUCCAAAUACAGCAGCAAGAAUAUCUUGCAAAGGCUUUGCGAGAAUCUAAAUAUCGUAUGAACCAUGUUACAAGGACUAUUGGUUUACUCCAUCGACUUUGGGGUAACGCUGAUCCUCUGAUAUAUGGACCUUAUGGUCUUUAUCUUACAAUAUCGCAAAGUGAUACUACAUUCUCUAUUAUAUAG
This is a messenger RNA of Fusarium odoratissimum NRRL 54006, 1602 nucleotides long. RefSeq lists its product as uncharacterized. Bases 1 to 1602 code for a protein of 533 amino acids. Gene Ontology annotation, cellular component: nucleus. Gene Ontology annotation, biological process: positive regulation of transcription by RNA polymerase II. The record is from RefSeq and is a predicted model, not a curated record. The transcript has a single exon. NCBI's taxonomy places the organism in Eukaryota, Fungi, Ascomycota, Sordariomycetes, Hypocreales, Nectriaceae. Gene Ontology annotation, molecular function: DNA-binding transcription factor activity, RNA polymerase II-specific; transcription cis-regulatory region binding; zinc ion binding.